UUUGUAGAAAUGGGGAAGAUAAAUCAAAAUUGGACAAGGAGCCUCAUAAGGAAUGCUACCAGGCUAAAAAUCUUGUCACAGAGAGGAAUAGGAGGAACAAGAUAAAGAAGGGGCUUUUCACUCUGCGGUCUCUAGUCCCCAAGAUAACCAAGAUGGAUAGAGCUGCAAUUCUUGCUGAUGCAGUUGACUACAUAAAGGAAUUGCAAACACAAGUAAAACAACUCAAAGAUGAGGUCAGGGCAUUGGAAGUACAGAACAGUGAGAAAAACACACCACAAUUGAGGAUGCCAUUAGGCAAGGAACAAGAGGGAACCAGAAGUAACCCUCUUAAUCAAAGUUCUUCUGAAUGCACUAAGAAGACACAGAUGAAGCAGGUGCAAGCAGAAGUGCAUCACAUUAGCAAGACAUGUUUCAUGAUUAAGUUAUACUGUGAGCAGAAGAAAGGUGGGUUUUCAAAGUUGAUGGAAGCUAUUCAUUCAAUUGGACUGAGGGUGGCUAGUGCCAAUAUGACCACAUUUGGUGGCAAAUCCCUGAACAUUCUGACGGUUGAGGCAACCAAGCAGGAUAUUCUCCCAACGAAACUGAAAGAGUAUUUAAUACAGAAGACAAGUGAUGAUAGACAAAGUAUCUAAGAAGUUCAAGAAAUGGUGGUGAUAUGAAGAUUUCAAGAAAGGAAGAGCUUCUUUUCAAAGUUUGCAGUUUGCACAUCCGGUAAAUGGAAAUUCCAUUUACAGCUGAGAAUUAAAACACUUGAAUGACACAAUUGUCAGAAAAGUCACUAAUUCUGAGAACAAGUUGAAGUAUCACUUGUUAACUAAGGACUUGGUUAUUGUCUGUAAAUACACAACACACCACAACUUUAAAGAAGUUGUACUAGAAGCAUAAAUUGUAUAUCCAAUUCUUGGCACCGGCAACACCAAUUUACUAUUUCCUGUGACUAUGGUUAUGCCACAAAGCCACAUUGCAUGUUAAGUAAUGAAUCAUCUUUUCUUGCUUGUGGCUUGAUAUGGUGCAGAAUUAUUCUUAACUC
Cajanus cajan (pigeon pea) is the source of this 1030-nucleotide messenger RNA. The record is from RefSeq and is a predicted model, not a curated record. Lineage: Eukaryota; Viridiplantae; Streptophyta; Magnoliopsida; Fabales; Fabaceae.